AUGGCAAGAGACCGAAGUCAAAUAUUACAAUGGAUGAGGAUAAAGAAGAGGAAAAAUCAGAGAAAGGAUGAUGAUCUAGAUUCUAACAGAGGCGACAUGUCCUUGUUAGAUGUCAAUAGUCACGGGUUUACAGACAGGGAUAGUUAUAAUGGAUCGUGUCUGUCUCUCGACAGUGACACAUGUGUUGCCUUAACUAAAUUUCUAUGUUUUGCAGGAAAGGGAAACCUUGCGGAGGUCCAAAGACUGUUCAAAGCAGAUCGGACCAGGAUCUUUAUACAGGAUUCCCGUGGAUGGGCAGCUCUUCACCAUGGCGCCGCCAACGGACACCUUAACGUUGUGGAGUUUGUUGUUACGUCAGGGGCUGAAAUAAACUUAACUAAUAAGAAUGGUGACACUGCUCUCCACCUGGCAGUACAAGGCGACCAUACCGACGUUAUCGGAUAUCUACUUAAGCAGUCCGCCAGUACUAUCAUCUUAAACGAGGCGUUCAUGGCACCGAUACAUCUGGCAAUAGACGAAGGCAAAAUCAAAGCGUUAGAGAGCCUACUGAAAUUUUCCACGGCUGAUGUUUGUCUGCCGGGAGAGGCUGGUUUAACCCCUCUUCAUUAUUGUGCCUCACGGGACAGAGAUGAAUGUGCUAAGCUGUUGUUGCAGUAUGGCGCCAGACCGUGCGUCACAUGUUCGCACGGGUUUUAUCCCAUACAUGUUGCUGCUAAAUCAGCUGCAGCCAAGACUCUGGAGGUCUUAAUUAAACAUGUUGAGAAUUUAGGAUACUCCAGAGAACAAGUGCUCUCGUUUACCGACAAGGCCAAUAACAUGCCCCUGCACGCCGCUGUAAACGGCGGCGAUAUAGAGGCAGUAAGGGUGUGUAUUGCCGCCGGAGCCGCUGUCGAUGCUCAGCAGGAAGACAAAUCGACGCCAGUACAUUUUGCAUGUGCUCAAGGCAGCGUCGAGUUGAUAAAGAUUAUGCAGGAACUUCAGCCAGUUCGGUUUUCUACUGCACUGUCCACCUGUGAUGUACUAAAGAUGACACCACUUCACAGAGCUGCUUUGUUUAACCAUGUCAACGUUGUAGAAUACCUUCUCAAACAGGGAGCUGACAUAGAUGCUCAGGAUUCACAAGACAGGACGCCACUGCUGAUCGCAGCGUCUAAGGGCUGUUGGAAGACGGUACAGUGUCUGAUUGUCAACAACGUCAGUCUCGCUAAAACUGACCGAGAAAACAGAAACUUCCUUCAUCUGGCAAUCAAGUUUGGCGGACGUCUGAAUGAGUUCGGUGUCGAACUACUGAAGGACGUUAAAAACCUGCUGAACGAGAAGGAUGACUAUGGUUGUACCCCUCUCCACUACGCCUCAAGAGAAGGACAUCUCGUAGCAAUUGACGAUCUUAUCAGCCUUGGGGCGCACAUCAACCCAAAAAAUAACAAUAAGCAAUCUCCGCUACAUUUUGCUGCAAGGUACGGACGGUACAACACUUGUAAGCGGCUUCUAGACAGUCCUCAUGGAGCCAACAUAAUAAACGAGACAGAUGGCGAUGGGUUAUCUGCCCUUAACUUAGCAUCUUUAAACGGCCACACAAAGAUAAUCCAUAUGUUGAUGGAGAAAGGGGCAUAUGUCACCAGGGAUCAUGAUGGGAAUUCCCCUCUUCAUAUGGCGGCGUCCAACGGGUAUACAAAGACGAUAAAGAUUCUUCUAGGUGUCCAUUCCAACCUUUUAGACUCACCAAACAGAAACGGGGAAACUGCUCUUCAUGUUGCUGCUAAGCAAGGGAAAACCUCAUGUGUCGAUCUCCUAUUGACGUUAGGUGCGCAAAUGACAGUAAACAAAGAGAAGAAAUCCUUUUUCGAUACUGCUAUAGAAGCUCAGGAUACCGAUGUGGCUCUUACCAUAGUUCGGCAUGAAAGGUGGCGUGAAGCUAUGAGUCUAUGUUCAGGAACUGUCUGUCCGAUGUAUGCACUGAUCCAGUAUCUACCAGACGUGUGCAUGGUCGUUCUGGAUAAUUGUCUUCAACGAUCAAAUGAAGAUGAGAGGAAAAGCGGUUUUUAUAUAGAGUACGAUUUCUCCUACCUACAGGCGCCAAUCGAGUAUGUCAAGAAAAUGCACAAGGCUGACAAGGAUGUGCCCCCUCUAUUUUCUCUAAAUGCUAUGGUUAGAUUUGGGCGUGUUCAGUGUCUGUCCCACCCCCUGUGUAAGGCAUUCCUGUCCAUGAAAUGGAGAGCUUACGGACUGUGGUUUCACAGCACCAACCUGGUCCUUUACCUGAUAUAUCUCGGACUGCUGACCAUGCUUGUGACCACAACAACACUCUGGUAUCCCACGGAUGAUCGUGGCCAAAAUAGCACCAAUGGGAGUACAACCACGGACGACCCACACACAGUAGAGAUCCACACGGCGAAGCAGGUAUGUGUGUACAUCGUGGUGGUUUUCACUGGUCUCAAUAUAUUUAAAGAGCUCGCCCAAAUGUACCAACAGCGGAUGAAAUACUUUACGGAUAUCGGCAAUGCUUUGGAAUGGGUCCUUUACGUCACCACUGGAGUGUUCGUGAUCCCCAUGAUAACGGGCACCACGUACAAAUUCCAAGUCGAGGCUGGAGCUAUCGCAAUUUUCCUCGCCUGGUUUAACUGCUUGUUGUUCCUUCAAAGGUUUGACGUAUUUGGAAUAUAUGUUGUGAUGUUCCUGGAGAUCCUUUCCACACUGAUACAGGCUCUUAGUGUCUUCUCCUUACUUAUCGUGGCCUUCGGAUUCGCAUUCUUUCUUCUCAUGAAAACAGAGGUCUCCCACGCCUACUCUAGUCCUGGAAUGGCUAUUCUACGAUCCGGGAUGAUGAUGCUGGAGUUAGACUACAUGGCGUCGUUUAAUGAGCCUCUUACAGACGGAGACAUCACUACUGUGGGGUUUGGUGGUCUCACAAUUUUCUUCCUCGUCAUGUUUGUGUUGUUGAUGCCUAUCCUUCUCAUCAAUCUGUUGAUUGGUCUCGCUGUCGGUGACAUAGAGUCGGUGCAAAGCAAUGCCACUUUGAAGCGUUUAGCUAUGCAGGUGGAGUUACAUACGGACCUAGAAAGGAGGCUACCAAAGUGGUUAUUGCUGAAGGUUGAUAAAGUCCAGUACCGAUAUUACCCGAACAAAUGUGGCCGCAGUAUGGCCUCGCUCUGGAGUAAAAUGACCUGGAACAAAAGCAUUGCCUUGGGAUCAGAUGACACAAAACGCCAUGACGCUUACCUGUAUACGGAACUCCACAAACAGAAGCAAAGAAUGAAGGUUAUGGGAGCGACACUAGAUAAGCAGUACGAUCUUUUAAGACUGAUUGUGCAGAAGAUGGAGAUCGCCACUGAGGAGGAUAACAAGGACGAGGGAGUCACUAAUACCACUAGUCUAGAGAAAAUACACGGGGCAAGCUUCUCGGCCCCAUUCGUCAAGAAAAACCUGAUCCGACAGAAUGCCAUCUUGUCUCAUUGGCAGAAGACGUCGGGCAAAUCUAAGGAACAGAAACCGAUGUCGGGCAAAGCUAUAGAACAGAAAACGAAUGAAGCAAAUUGUUAA
Molecule: messenger RNA, 3540 nt
Organism: Ylistrum balloti
Lineage: Eukaryota; Metazoa; Mollusca; Bivalvia; Pectinida; Pectinidae
Product: transient receptor potential cation channel subfamily A member 1-like
Exons: 26
Coding region: 1-3540 (1179 amino acids)
Biological process (GO): monoatomic ion transport; transmembrane transport
Cellular component (GO): membrane
Molecular function (GO): monoatomic ion channel activity; protein binding
Source: RefSeq, a predicted model, not a curated record